Sarcophilus harrisii (Tasmanian devil) is the source of this 704-nucleotide messenger RNA. It is a transcript of the gene FAM229A, whose product is annotated as family with sequence similarity 229 member A. The record is from RefSeq and is a predicted model, not a curated record. Bases 72 to 536 code for a protein of 154 amino acids. The transcript is spliced from 3 exons. NCBI's taxonomy places the organism in Eukaryota, Metazoa, Chordata, Mammalia, Dasyuromorphia, Dasyuridae.
GAGGAACGGGCCCGGGGCGGGCCGCGGCCCCCGGCUACUGUGAGGUCAGCGCGCCCGCCCCGUGGGUCACAAUGCAGCCCGCGCCCUCGACGGCCCGGCCCCGCCGCGCGCCCCGCCCCGCUGCACCAGACACCUGCCCGGCUACCCCUGGACCAGAGCGUCCUCCCGCGGCCAGGGCGCGGGCAGCUGUUUCCCGCCUGGGACCGGCUCCGGCCUCCAGCAGAGCUUCCCGGGGCCCGGACAUGAGCGCCCAGGAGCCCCCGCAAGGUCGGAGAUUCCCCAUUGAGGCCGGAGACUCCCCCGGCCUGGCCGCAGCCCCCGAGCCCCAGGACAGCGCGGAGCCCGUUGCUACGGAGCACACCCCGGUCAGGCCUGGAGCUUCUAACCUCCAACUUCUACGCCCCCCACCCCCACCCCGCUCCCUUCCCAGCAGGCCGCUGCGACGCUGCCCUGGCUGCCACUGCCUGACGCUGCUGCACGUGCCCAUCGACGUCUACCUGGCAAUGGGCGGAAGCCCCCGGGCCCGCGCCACCUGAGUGUGCGCCUGCGCGGCGGCUCCGAGGGGGCCGGGCGGGGGCGGGGCCGGCCGCGGGGACACCGCGCUGAGGUCGCGCGCGCCGAGCACGAGACAAUGAUGCACAUUUUAAAAUAAAAGAAUGAUGCACAUUUUAAUAAAAGCACAGCUUACACUGUUCUUUACACUC